AUGCCACCAAAACAGAUAAAAAACUAUCUCCAGUCACCAAAGGACCAAUUUCCUUUGCAAACACCAGGCGUGUAUGCUGUUCCUUGUAGCUGUGGGUCGUGUUACGUUGGACAAACACAAAGAAGCAUUGCCACUCGCUUAAAAGAGCACAUAAGUGCGGUUAGCAAAAGCCAACGGGAAAAAUCGGCAAUUUGCGAGCACUUAUUGGACAAUCCAGACGAACACCACUGGAUACACUUUGACCAAGCGAAGGUGUUAGCUCAAGAGUCGCACUACAUUCGACGGCUGGUACGCGAGGCGAUUGAAAUAAAACGCCACAAAAACUUCAAUCGUGACGAUAGUUUUAAACUUUCGCGUUCAUGGGAUACCGUCAUCAACACCUCACGGUCAUCCCAAGUUGAAGUGAAAACACCCUGUGAUGUAGUGAGCAUUGUUUGCUCCCAACAAAUUCAAACUCAAGAAGAACCCCAACGACAACAACAACAACCAGAGUUAGAACGGCCUACGCACAAAUACAACUUGCGGAGCCGAUCUAACCAACUUUAA
Messenger RNA from Episyrphus balteatus (marmalade hoverfly), 546 nucleotides. RefSeq lists its product as uncharacterized. The record is from RefSeq and is a predicted model, not a curated record. Bases 1 to 546 code for a protein of 181 amino acids. NCBI's taxonomy places the organism in Eukaryota, Metazoa, Arthropoda, Insecta, Diptera, Syrphidae. The transcript has a single exon.